Messenger RNA from Panonychus citri (citrus red mite), 996 nucleotides. RefSeq lists its product as uncharacterized. Gene Ontology annotation, molecular function: nucleic acid binding. NCBI's taxonomy places the organism in Eukaryota, Metazoa, Arthropoda, Arachnida, Trombidiformes, Tetranychidae. Gene Ontology annotation, biological process: DNA integration. The coding region runs from base 1 to 996 and encodes 331 amino acids. The record is from RefSeq and is a predicted model, not a curated record. The transcript is spliced from 2 exons.
AUGAUCUCCGCUUUAAAUGUUACAGAGAAAAGAAAGAAAUACAAAUUUAAAGGAAACUGUAACAUUUGUCACAAAUUUGGACAUAAAGCUGAAAAUUGUUUCAAACGAAAGGCAAAAGAAGAUCAAAACGGAAAAGAUUAUAAAAUUAAUAAUAAUGAUAACGAGUCAAAAGUAAACUGUGUUGAUUAUCAAGCAUUAUUAGCUAAUCAUGAUAAUGAUGGUGAUGAAAAUUGGUUAGUUGAUUCUGGUGCUACUAAUCAUAUGUGUUUUGUUCGUGAUUAUUUUGAAGAUUUUGAACCAAUCGAAGGUAAAUCAGUAACUAUUGCGAAUGAUAAGAAGGUCAUUGGUGAAGGUAAUUUUAUCAUCAAAGAUACAGUAAAGAAUAAAAAUCUUAAAUUAACUGGUGUACUUUUUGUACCUGAAUUGAGACAAAAUUUGGUUUCGGUUGCUAAGGUUAUAAGUAAGAAUCGAAAAUCUUAUCCUGAAUCAUCAACACAAUCAAUUGAUAAACUUGAUAUAAUUCAUUUUGAUGUUUGUGGUCCAAUGAAAUUUGAAUCUCUUGGAAAUUAUUAUUUUGUAUUCCUCGAUGAUCACAACCAUUAUUCUUUUAUUUAUUUCAUGAGAGAAAGGAAAGAAGUUCCUGAAAUAUUGAUCAGAUUUGUUAAUUUCGUUGAAAAUCAAACAAAUAUGAAAGUAAAAAUAAUAAGAAGUGAUGGUGCUCUUGAGAAUACAAGUAAUAAAGACACUGAAUUUCUGAGUUCAAAGGGUAUUAAGCAUGAAAUAUCUUGUCCUUAUACACCGGAGCAAAAUACUAAAGCUGAACGAUUAAAUCGAACCAUACAAGAAAUUGUUCGAUGUUUGUUAUAUGAAUCUAAGUUGGAUCAAAAGUUUUGGGCCGAAGCGGCUAAUGCCGCUAAUUAUGUUCUUUAUUUAAGACCUUGCUCAUGUAUCGAUCACAAUUAUAAGUACGAUUACUGGAAGAAAAUUAGAUUAUAA